UGAAGGUCUUGGGCAGGUAAUAUGAGUUUCUUGUAAUCACCCCAGCAACAACAAACAGCGCUGUCCUGGCAGCUGCACCAAUGAGCUCUGAAUGCAGCUGCUUUCCUCACUUCCUCUCGCAGUACCAGGGCUUGGCUUGCAACAGUCCUGACAGUGGGCGGCCAUCUUGGAUUCAGCAAGCAGGCAAACCUUACCUUGGGUUGGAGAUGGGGAGAAAUCAAGCCGGCUGGAGAUUUAGCCGUUAGCUAUCUCAUUAAAAAUAAUUAAAUAAAUAAAUAAAAAUCCCAGGUCGGAGCAUGUUCUAAAACGAUUUUUUUUUUUUAAGUACACCCGGAAGACAUUUAGGUUGUCAGGAUAACCGGUUUCAGGAUUUCUGUGGGUAACCACCUGCCCUCCUCUUGUUGUGUGUGAAUGCAGAGAUGCAGGGCCUGUUUCAGUGUUAGUGGGUGCGUUUCAAUUACACAGACGUUGUAAUCUGUUUGUCUUUCUAACGCUGGUGUACACGUUCAUUUAUGAGACGGGGUAGGCCUGUGCUAAUUGAUCCGCCGGUGAAUAAUUUGUACCGUACUGGCAUGAUGCGGCUCUCUAACUUAUAUUUUAAUUAGGUUGCGACCGGUAGCAUCCGACGUAGCAUUGCAGAGUAGAACUUGGUAGGUUUGAAUGGCUGGUGUAACUUUACAAGGAAUCAAUGGUCUUUAUUAAAAACCAUCACAGAACUGUCUGGCGUCUGCUGUUCUGAAAACUGUGCUGCAAAAUAAAUACAAAAGAUCCGGUCUGACCCUGGAAAUAUUAAUAACACGGCUGAGAAGAAUGUCUGCUAGAACUCCACUGCCCACGGUUAAUGAACGCGACACUGAACAUCACACGUCUCGUGUGGAUGGGCGCUCGGAGGUGGCGACGCGGCCGAGCCGCACUGGAGCCCGCUGCAGGAAUUCUAUCGCCUCGUGCGCCGACGAGCAGCCUCACAUCGGAAACUACCGCCUCCUCAAAACCAUUGGCAAGGGAAACUUUGCCAAGGUGAAGCUAGCCAGGCAUAUCCUCACUGGCAGAGAGGUUGCAAUAAAAAUAAUUGACAAAACACAGCUGAAUCCUACCAGUCUUCAAAAGCUCUUCAGGGAAGUAAGAAUAAUGAAGAUUUUGAAUCAUCCAAAUAUAGUGAAAUUAUUUGAAGUUAUUGAAACAGACAAGACUCUUUACUUAAUAAUGGAAUAUGCCAGUGGAGGAGAGGUCUUUGACUACUUAGUCGCACAUGGACGAAUGAAGGAAAAGGAGGCCAGAUCUAAAUUUAGACAGAUAGUGUCUGCAGUGCAGUACUGUCAUCAGAAACACAUCGUGCACAGAGAUCUGAAGGCUGAAAAUCUGCUGCUUGACGCAGACAUGAAUAUUAAAAUAGCAGACUUUGGCUUCAGCAACGAGUUUACAUUAGGCAAUAAACUGGACACUUUCUGUGGAAGCCCCCCCUACGCUGCUCCGGAGCUCUUCCAGGGAAAGAAAUACGAAGGACCGGAAGUAGAUGUUUGGAGUUUAGGUGUGAUCCUUUACACACUAGUCAGUGGAUCCUUACCAUUUGAUGGACAGAACUUGAAAGAGUUAAGGGAAAGGGUACUAAGAGGGAAGUAUCGAAUUCCUUUCUACAUGUCAACAGACUGUGAAAACCUUCUCAAACGCUUCCUAGUGCUAAACCCAAUCAAAAGAGGCACACUUGAGCAAAUUAUGAAGGACCGGUGGAUCAAUGCAGGCUGUGAGGAAGAAGAACUAAAGCCUUUUACAGAACCAGAAUUGGAUAUUGCAGAUCAGAAGCGAAUAGACAUCAUGGUAGGGAUGGGCUAUUCACUUGAAGAAAUCCACGAAUCCCUCGGCAAAAUGAAAUACGAUGAAAUAACGGCCACCUACUUGCUGCUGGGCAGGAAAUCCUCUGAGUUGGACGCAAGUGAUUCCAGCUCAAGUAGCAACCUGUCUUUAGCAAAGAUCAGACCCAGCAGUGACCUCAACAACGGCAUUGGAACAUCCCCGGCGCAUCACAAGGUUCAGAGAAGCAUAUCAUCCAGUCAGAAACAGAGGAGGUACAGCGAUCAAGCUGGACCCUCGAUUCCUCCGGCCGUGACCUACCCAAAGAGAAGCCAGACAAGCACUACAGACAAUGACCUGAAGGAGGAAGCAGGUCAGUCCAGGAAGUCCAGCAGCAGCGCUGGGGGAGGAAGGGGAGGGGCUCCUGCCAGCCCCAUGCUUGGGAACGCUGGCAACCCCAACAAGGCCGACAUUCCUGACCGGAAAAAGGGCUCCGCUGUCCCUAGCAAUAAUGCAGUUUCUGGUGGAAUGACCCGAAGAAACACUUACGUGUGCAGUGAAAGAAACAACACAGACAGGCACUCCGUAAUACAGAACGGCAAGGAGAACAGCCUGACAGGAAUGUCUGCUUGCACGACUAGUCCUUCCACAUACGCAUCAGCUUGCUCCACAUCCUCCACCUCCAUCCGGCUGCGACAUCACAAGUCGAUCUCUAUGUCGGCCUCGGGCCACUCCAGCAGGAUGCUGUUGCCUCCCAUAGAAAGUGGAGCUGAUAUCUUCAGGCCUGUCACAACACCUGGCCAGAGAAACCCUGUGGCUUCCACCCACAGUAUCACCAGCGCAACCACCCCCGACCGUAUGCGCUUCCCUAGGGGCACUGCCAGCCGCAGCACUUUCCACGGCGGCCAGCUCCGAGAACGCAGGACCGCCACCUACAACGGGCCCCCCGCAUCUCCCACCCUGUCGCACGACGCCACACCCCUGUCCCAGACUCGCACCCGGGGCUCCACCAACCUCUUCAGCAAACUGACAUCCAAACUCACAAGGAGAAACAUGUCAUUCAGGUUUACAAAAAGAGUCCCAACAGAAUCUGAGAGAAACGGGCGAUUUGAGAGCUCAAGUCGCAAUGUAUCUGGGGAUCAAAAAGACGAAAACAAAGAAACCAAGCCCCGUUCCCUCCGAUUUACCUGGAGUAUGAAAACCACCAGCUCCAUGGACCCCAGCGAUAUGAUGAGGGAGAUCCGCAAGAUCCUGGACGCCAAUAACUGUGACUAUGAGCAGCGGGAGCGCUUCUUGCUUUUCUGUGUCCAUGGAGACGGACAUGCUGAGAACAUGGUGCAGUGGGAGAUGGAGGUCUGCAAACUGCCAAGACUGUCCCUCAAUGGCGUUCGCUUCAAGAGAAUAUCAGGAACAUCCAUAGCUUUUAAAAACAUAGCUUCCAAAAUCGCCAAUGAAUUAAAGCUGUAAAAUAAUAAUAGAAAAAAAAGUAAGUAAGCUGUAAAUUCUUAAGUAGCAGUUCAAAAAAAGUGUUUUUCCUGAACACUUGCAAAAAUAUGUAUUUAAAAGGAAUAAAAAAAAAAGAAUAAUGUAUAGAAUAAUGCUUAGGCAAUAAUUUCCUGCAUCUUUGGAAUCGUAUUAUUAUUAUUAUUAUUAUUAUUAUUAUUACUAUUAUUAUUGAAAAACGAACGUUCUUGAGCUGCUGCUGGGGAGGGAGGGGGUAAACAUUUGAUAUUUUUAUUUAAGUGCACAACAGCAUUACUCAGUUUUUCUCUGUGCUGCAUAAAAGUAAAUCGAACCGAUUUUUAAAGGAAGCUAUAAAUAUAUUUGACCAAUGUGUUUGGUAUGCACCCUGUUAUAAAAAGUAAUUUUAUAGUCCUUGUAGUGUUACAGUAGAUGGGUGGGGAUAUCUGUAAAUCCUCUCUAUUGAGUUACAGAAUUUGGGAUAGGACUGUGGGUCUCUUGACAGAGCAGAUUACCUACAGUUUGCAGCACCUAAGGAUCUUCGAAGAGCUGCCAAAACAGAUCAUUAAAUGUACUUCCCGUUACUCACAGUGAAGUACGUAUUGCACUUGAGAGCCUACUGCACACAUUUCUUACCAAACUUUCAUGGGAAGUAAUCCGCUCUCCGGCCUUUACGCCACUCGCUGUUAAACCUGAUGCUUGGUAGUACAGGCAGUUUGCUUUGCAGAAGGUGUAUUAAUCAACUACAAAAUGUAUUUGGAAUAGUGAAGUCCAUGUUUUAAUUGAAUUCCUAGAAGAACCUCGAUUCCUCCAUUUUUAAAACUAAAAAAAACAGUAAGUAACGUUUUGGGAAAGGGAAUGCAUCACUGCAACUCUUGACUUUUUGGAGUUGACCUUUUUCUUUGGGGAAAAAGCAAAGUCCUCUGUAAUCAUCUGUUAUUUCCAGGUUCUGUUCUGGCAGAUUUAAAUGCAGUAUUUGGGCAAAUCCUUUUUGUUUUGUUUUUUGGUUUUUUUUAUUGUAGCUUGUUCAGCUGUAAUUAGGGGUAAUACCAGUUGAGGUCUAGCCUGCACACAGACUAGAUUUCUAAUGGUCGUCGCUGUGGGACAAUGUUCAUUUAAGUACCGUAUGCAGUUUUAUGGCUUUUGUUAUUUUGUUGUUUUCCAAAACGCCAGCACAGUCUUUGGAAUGUAAAUAAUGUAACUUAGUUUUGCAACAGCUCCAUAUUAUUAUACUUCCUUUUUUCCUUUUUUUUAAACAUGUAAUGAGCCAGGUAUUAUGGAAUUGAUGUAACUUGUCAACAGUUAAGGUUCACCAGUGUCUCCAUUAAAACAACCUCAAAUAUA
Acipenser ruthenus (sterlet) is the source of this 4593-nucleotide messenger RNA. RefSeq names its product MAP/microtubule affinity-regulating kinase 3. The transcript has 19 exons. NCBI's taxonomy places the organism in Eukaryota, Metazoa, Chordata, Actinopteri, Acipenseriformes, Acipenseridae. Gene Ontology annotation, biological process: intracellular signal transduction; protein phosphorylation. Gene Ontology annotation, cellular component: cytoplasm; plasma membrane. The record is from RefSeq and is a predicted model, not a curated record. Bases 811 to 3255 code for a protein of 814 amino acids. Gene Ontology annotation, molecular function: protein serine/threonine kinase activity; ATP binding.